This is a messenger RNA of Colossoma macropomum (tambaqui), 6793 nucleotides long. It is a transcript of the gene rnf38, whose product is annotated as ring finger protein 38. NCBI's taxonomy places the organism in Eukaryota, Metazoa, Chordata, Actinopteri, Characiformes, Serrasalmidae. The record is from RefSeq and is a predicted model, not a curated record. The coding region runs from base 269 to 2200 and encodes 643 amino acids. The transcript has 13 exons.
UGUGAAUGUGAAGUCCCGCUGAUGGUUUUGUCACAUUUUCUCACCGUCUGAAGCUGCGGGGCGUUCGGCUAAGCGCUGAAAACAUCCACAAAACCCACCUUCAACACGUUAAAAACCGUUCACUCCGCCGGUGGAGGAGCAGGGAGCGCCUCGGAUAUUCACUUCAGCGGUUUUUAAUUCCUCCGAGUGCUUCCCCCUUUUUCGCUGGCUGGAAAACGGACAGAGAAAAAAGAGAAGCCUCCCUUUCCCCGUCCCCCACGUGAAGGAAAUGCCCAUCGCAGCCACCGGUCAGCCGGCGACUCCAGAGCCUCGCGUCUGCUUGCAGCUGCCCAGCGGCGCCGAACCCGUGCCCAAGAGGGCUGGCCUGUGUGAGGACGCCGGGGCUGAGGUGCUGGGGCACAGCGGCGCACCCCUGGAGCCGGGCAGGGCGACGCUCGGAGCUUCGGCGGCAGCGGCAGACACGUCACACUCCCCUCUGGCUCCCUCGCCGCUGGCCUCGCCUGUUCACAGCCUCCCGGAGCCUCCCAGAACUCGCUCGCGGUCGCGCUCCGGAUUCUACGGAUCUAACGGAGCGGUGGGAGUGACCCAGCAACUGCAGCAGCACGGACACACAGAAAACCUGAGGCCUCCCGGGAGCAUCCUUUCUCCAGGCGGCCACAGGCACUCCGGCCCUGGAGCUCACCGGAACUCCGGAGCAGGAGCAAUGGGAGGAGUGUAUCACUAUCAUUCGGAGCCGGCCUGUGCAGAUGCCACUGAUAAGACGGAGGACUCCCCAAGUCCAAAGCGUCAGCGUCUUUCCCAGCAGUCUGUGUUGGAGCUCACCUCGGCCCCGCCCUCCACUCCCUCUCCUCCAAUCAGACCGUGGGAGCUGCCUCCGAGCCGGAGGCCACACCCAUACCCCCACACGCCCUACCACCCAGAGCGCUGUCACACGCCUGCACGACACAGACGCAGCCCCCCAGUUCGUCGCCAGCGGGGCCGUCGCGAGCGUCUGUCUCGGCUCCACCCGCCCCACCACGGCUCGCCCGGCGGCGGUCAGGACGAAAACUAUCGCCACCCUCCUCAUCCUCACUCGCUCCAUCCAUACGGCCAGGCACCACCCCACCCUCCGACCGGCCUGGACGAGCCCCGCGCCUUCCACCCCCCCACUCUGUCGCCACGGUUACUGCACCCACAGCAACAGGGCACCAUGGUGAUGGACCUCCAUGAACAGCUCCCUCAGGGUACAGUCCCGGUAUCAUAUACCGUGUCCCCGGUGCCGCCCCACGGCCUUCCCCCUCCACUUUGUACGGGACAACAUCUCCCAGCAUGCUCCUCUCAGCAGCAGGUGCCUGCCUGCUCCGUCGUCUUCAGCGGCCAGCAACACUACCCAGUCUGCAGCGUCCCGCCUCCGAUGUUACCUGCGUGUUCAGUGCAGCACUUGCCGGUUCCGUACGCGUUUCCUUCUCUUCUCUCCAGUGAUCCAGCGUUUCUGCUUCAUCCUCCACACCUCUCACACCAUCCGCCCCAUCUGCCCCCACCAGGACAGUUCCUGCCCUUCCAGACACAACAGUCACGAUCGCCACUGCAGAGGAUCGAGAAUGAAGUGGAGCUUUUGGGGGAUCACCUUUCUGUGGGGGGCAGUUUUAAUUACCCCCACUCGGGCCACCCCAGCCCCCUGCCCCCAUCCACCCCUCUGCAGUUCCUCUCUCACGAACCCCUUCCCCAGGAGCUCUUCGGAGUGCCAUAUCCUCACUUCAUGCCUCGGCGAAUCACAGGCCGGCGUUAUCGUUCUCAGCAAGCCGUGCCUCCGCCCCCUUAUCACCCUAGCCUCCUCCCCUACUUCCUGUCUGUUCUUCCAAUGCAGCCUACAGCAGUGGGACCUGCCAUCAGCUUAGAGCUGGACGUAGAUGAUGGAGAAGUGGAGAAUUAUGAGGCUCUGCUGAACCUAGCGGAGCGUCUUGGAGAAGCCAAACCGCGUGGUCUGACUAAAGCUGAUAUAGAACAGCUGCCUUCCUAUAGAUUCAACCCCAGCAAUCACCAGUCUGAGCAGACCCUGUGUGUGGUGUGUAUGUGUGACUUUGAGUCUCGACAGCUGCUGCGAGUCCUGCCCUGCAAUCAUGAGUUCCAUGCCAAGUGUGUUGACAAGUGGCUCAAGGCUAACAGAACCUGCCCUAUCUGCCGAGCGGACGCCUCUGAAGUCCAGCGGGAUUCUGAGUGACAAUCCCAGCCCGAUUCACACUCUCUCUCUCACUCACACACACACACACACACACACACACACACACACACACACCACUUUUCGUCCCAGGAUCACAUUGCUCUGUGCAGCCAGCUGGACUCCCAAAUGUCUGAAAUCUCUCAACACACUGGACUUCUCACCCCGUCUCUUGUUGCAUAGAGUCGAAACUUCCUUUCAUAUGCCCCCCCAUCACCACCGGUCACACAUACACUCGACUGUAAAGGUUCAGUGCUGAGCUUCCUUUCGCGCUGUGCUCAGCGUCAUCCAAAACAAGCACAGAUACACAUGUACUCUCAAACACACAUACACCCCUACACAUGUCUCCGGUUGCUAUGGUUAUUAACCCCAUGAGUCCAAAGAUAAUGGUUCGUGUAAAGAUUCUGAUUUUGUUUUCCUUCUUUUUCCUCAGAUUAGGUCACUCCAACCACUGCCAUUUCUCUGAUCAUGUUGUUGUUAUGUUCUUAUUUUUAAUCUCGGGUGGGUACAGGGUGGUCGCGGUCUUCAUUGUAUGUUUGCGUAAGUACAGGAACGUGUGCGUGUGUGCGUGUUCAGAUACGUGUACUAACAUUCCCUAGCAUGUGAGCACACCGGUGGUGUGAAGGUAGCUUGUAAGAGGAAGUGGACAAAUGUGUGCAUGUGCUUUUUAUACUCUACCAAUAAAAAAGUUAUAUAUAAAUAUAUAUAUGUAUGUAUCAAUAUAGAGGGACAGAAUAACACAAUUCAUACAUGUUUUAAAAAAGAAAAGAAAUUGUGUUCUUUUUUUUUCCAAAAAUGAGGAAAAACAUGGCAAAUUGUAUCUAUAUAUAAAGUUGGGCUUUUUUUCGGGUGGGUUUUUUUGCUCAGUUAUGAUCUAGCAGUCUUAUAGAAUUGGAAUACUGUGAGGUGUGUGUGUGUGUGUGUGGGUGUGUGCGCGUGUGCGUGCGUGUUCGUGUGCGUGCGUGCAAGAGUGUGUUUGCACGUGAGUGUUGGCGCAUCAUUGGUUACUCGUGUGUGUUAUUUAUCCUGUAUGUGUGGUACAGAACACUGGCUUAACCGCUCUCACUUCUUCUGUUCUCGUCUCUGAUUGGCUGUCACUAACGAGGCGCGUGAUUGGUUAACGAGGAGCAGUGGGCGUGCUUCAACGUAGCACAAUCGGAUUACGUCGUUUUUCCUGCCCAAACUUUUAGUAUGUCUUUUCUUUCUUUUCCAUUUUUUAUUCAUCUCUCCAUAAUCCUGGAAAAGAAAAAGAAUGAUGUAGUCUUCCUUCCAUAGAAAUCUAUUUUAUUAGCCUUUUUCGUUCUUUUAAUGAAAAUUCCUCUUUAGCCUUCUGCAAACGUGCCACAGAGAGAUCAGGGUGAGUUCUGAAAGUGUCAUAGUUUAAAGGAUUUAAAGGAAUAGUUCAGUCAAAAAAAGCUAAUGUUGCUAACGCUAAAUGAAAACGAACAGCCACCAGUGAUGGUAAAAUCCCAUUUACUGCUGUUCUGCAAACCACAGGUUUCAGACUUUCACCUCUUUGGCGGAACAACAUUCAUGUCUCAGCUCUCAUCCAGUCAGGCUAAGCUAAGCGGCUACAGUGACCACGACAUUGGACUGUAAAGUUCAUGUGAGGUUGCAUUUCUGUUCUUUAUUACUAGAUUAAUUAUACUUUUUUCUAGCCAAAUUAAAGAUGACCGUAUACUGCAUCCAAAACUUUUACUGGACUGUGCUGUUACCUUUUAUUUGACACACUCACACGCUGUCAUUUGCCCCCCCUCCCUACCCCCGAGUCUGCUUCAGAGUUAGGAACCAUCUCAAAAUGGCCUAGUGACACCUUAGCAACCACACUGGGUGCCAUAGUAACAGCCUUCUAACACCAUGGCAACCACCUAAUAUGCCAAAGCAAUGGCCUAGCAGUCACCUGGGAUACCUUUGUCCAGCAAAUUUGUUGCCAUAGUUACCAUUAUUAUUAUUAUUAUUCGUAGUAGUAGUAGUAGUAGUAGUACAUAUAUAAGUAAAUGUGCUGAUGCUUCUGAAAACAUCAGUGAUGUUCUUGGAAGCAUCAGCAGAAAUACCUGCAGAGAUGAUGACAGCAGUACUUCCAGCGACUUUGACUCUGAAGUGGACACGGGGGCAGUGAUGGCUUACAGGUUAAAGCUUAAUGUUUUGUCAAAUUACAGGUAAAGCAGUGCGAAACCAUGCAGUUCUAUUACCGGCACAGGCCUUGCGUAAUCUACUACUGAGCAUUAUGCAGAUUACACCACGCUAACUGGUAUCACUUUCCUUCUUUUCACUGUUAGCCACAUUAGCACCUUUGAUCAAGCCGUUCCUUUUAAACUGUGAUGCUUUUAGAGAAGCUGAGUGAUGAACUCAAGCAGAAAGAGAGUCAAAAGAGGAAAACGGAGGAGUCCAAUUUACAUUUCUUCCCCCCAAGACUUUCAAAAACGUCUCCCCUUUUUUACGUUUAGCACAGGAUCACCACUGACUCAGCACUUAACGCACACUCAGUGAGGAGUAGUUUGUUGAGAAUGCAUGCGCACUCAAGGAUCACUUUAAGGUCGCCGUGAUGAAUCUUCAGUCGGGUAGCACAGGUGGGGGUGGGCGUGUAAAAUGAACAGGUAAAGGCACGUAGAGGGAACGAAUGUCCAAAAAGCACACAGAAUCUGUACACUACAAAGCAGGGAAGGAAUCCCCCAAAUUAGCAUGUCAGGCCUUUUAUUCUGGUUUCUUCUCCCUUCCUCCUCUCUUUCUUUCUCUCAGAAAGGAUGUCUUUCCUUAGAGAAUAAAAUUUCUGCAUAAUUAAAUGGUUGAGAUGUAAACAGUGUCAUUCAGAGUGGUUUGAUGUGAAAUGCUUCAUUCUAGAGAAUCUUACCCACUCUUGAUCUCUGCAGUGGUGGUGAUGGGAACCAGAGGUUGCGAUUUCUACAGCACAAAUAUAGCCAUUUCACUUACUAUCCAAAACCACCAGUGAACCUACACGUUUUCUGAGUUUUAUAUGUAGUGUUGGUGACCUCUCCACCAUGAGUGGGCAUUUUAGACCAACAUUUAUCUAAUAAUGUCAUAACAGUGUUUGACAUCAGGCAGCGUGUUCAUAACCAGUUCAUGUAAACACUUUCAGUGAGGGAGCUUUUAGAGGUGGACGUCUGGUUCCCAUCACCACCACUGUGAACAAUUCUGGCUCCGUAAGUUUCUUUAGAACAGAGCAUUUCACACCAAACCGCUCUGAAUGGCUUGUUUACAUCUCAUCUGAAGUUAUGUUUAGUUAUGCAGAAGUUCCUGUUUACCUUAUCUGUGCUCCGUCCUCAGAUGUGUUCUUUUCUAACAACUGUUGGUGGGUUUACAGAAUAUUCACACAAAUCCCAUCCGAACUAAUGAGAAACUGAAAAAGAGUUUAAAACUCAGUGCUACGCUGCUGAGCUGGACAGUGUUGCUGUGGCUAUGCGACACUAGGUUGUGAAUGACAGUGUUGUUUAAAGUAUUGAUUAAUUGGCCACCAUGCUAACGUCAGCUUGAUAGUGUUGAUCUGUACUAACAGUCCGACUUUUCAUACACAUACAAAAUAAAUAUCAUUUGAAAUUAAGUGUUUUCUAACUAUUUUGACACAGACUGAUUCGUGUGCUGGAGUUACAAUUAGGUUGAAUGAGGCCUUUUUUCAGUCUUGUAACCAUAACGGUUGUCCGACCUAGCAACAGUUGUUAUGAAAGCAUUUGUGGGCGGCAUACAGACGCAUCCUUCUUCCUCUCAAGCUUUCGCUCCUGCAGUCUUUGCCUAGCCUCUCUCUCUCCCCCUCUCUCUCUCUGUCGACUGUGUUGAAUAAAGCCCUCUCAACCUGCCAUAGACGCGUCGUAGGAGCAUCGUAACCAUUUCCAGCAUGUGUGAGACUCACUGCAGACGACUUGCCACUGACUCGACUAGCGCGUGCGAGCGAGCGUGUGUGACUGGAGUGUCAUAAAUGGUUACGAGUGGUGGUAACAGCCACUGUGUCGCACUAUGCAGGCUCUAUGGCUGGGCUGUGUAGAGUCGUAAGGCUUUUGUAGCGUCAGCUUGGAAACCCGUAGUGUCUUAACAGCAGAUGCCUUUCAGCCAUCCUCCAGCGUCUCGUCCAGUUUAGUGUCAUACGUCAUGUCCUCGGUGACCACAGAGUCACGACGCUGACCUCGUGUUCUCAUUGGUCAAUUCGUUCCAGGCACAUUUGGGUCACGUUACUAAACCGUUUUUUUUCUUUCUCCAUUUUUUUUCCUUCCCCUCCUGCUUGGUACAAUAGCAGUUACCUCAUUUUUACUAUUUAUGGUGUUUGUUUUUCUUUUUUUUUCAUUUUGCCUAAACAAAUAUGAGAGCUUCUGAUUUUUUAUGGGUUUUAAUUUGUUUUCCAUUAAAAAUUACAAUUGUAUCAUUUAACACGAUGAUGUAGUUUCAUAUGUAUAAUAUCUGUAACCAAAAUCAUUUGAAGGCUUGAUAUAAAAAUUUUUAACAAACAUUUGUACAUUUUUUAUGAGAGUUAUUACUAGUAACGCUUUACUAAGUAGUGCAAUGAGUUUUUUCCUUUUCUUUGACCCCGAUUCCCAGUCUUUUGGAUUUCAAAGGGUGGUUCAAUAAUAAAUGUAUAAUGUUCUCUUC